Ostrea edulis (European flat oyster) is the source of this 1852-nucleotide messenger RNA. Its product is annotated as 3-oxoacyl-[acyl-carrier-protein] synthase, mitochondrial-like. The transcript is spliced from 6 exons. Lineage: Eukaryota; Metazoa; Mollusca; Bivalvia; Ostreida; Ostreidae. The record is from RefSeq and is a predicted model, not a curated record. Gene Ontology annotation, biological process: fatty acid biosynthetic process. Bases 128 to 1435 code for a protein of 435 amino acids. Gene Ontology annotation, molecular function: 3-oxoacyl-[acyl-carrier-protein] synthase activity.
UAUAAUCUUACAAACGAAUUCGUCUUUAGAUGUUGUGCUCUCAUCCGGUUUACUAUUUUAUGACUCCAGUGCUGUUUCCAGUGUUGCGUACUAUGCACAAGACUUGGUUUUUCUCAAUGUUCUCAUCAUGAACACGCGUCCCGCUGUUUUAAGAAUGUCAUUUCCAACUCGUCUGAUUCCGGCUCGGCGGGUUGUGGUGACUGGCAUUGGACUUGUCACAUGCUUAGGAGUAGGAAAGGACAAAGUAUGGAACAAUCUCAUAAAAGGACAAUGUGGAAUCCGUAAAAUUGAUAAUGAAGAUUUCCCACCAAAUAUCCCUUGUAAAAUAGCAGGUUUUGUUCCUGAGGAUGUGCUGAAACCAUUCACUUCCACAGAGAAGAGACAACUGUCCGAGGGGAUGAUGUAUACACUGGUUGCUGCAGAAGAGGCAUUGACAGAUGCCAACUGGAAACCUGAAACUCCACAGGAGCAAGAGAGAACAGGUGUAACAGUCGGAAUGGGAAUGAAUGGCAUGGAAGAAAUAUACAGGACAGCUGAUCGCUUAUUUCAGAAAGGCUACAGAGAGAUCAACCCAUUCUUCAUGCCAAAGAUUCUGAUUAAUAUGGCAGCUGGACACGUCAGUCUAAAAUAUGGAUUUCAGGGUCCAAACCAUUCUGUGUCUACAGCAUGCACUACUGGCCUUCAUGCUGUUGGUGAUGCCUUCAGAUUUAUACAGAGAGGAGAUGCGGAUGUCAUGGUGGCUGGAGGUGCAGAGGAAAGCCCUAAUCCACUAUCUGUCGCAGGGUUCUCGAGGAUGAGGGCUUUAUGUACAAAGUUCAAUAACCAUCCAACAGAAGCUUCACGACCUUUUGACAAAGAUAGAAAUGGAUUUGUGAUGUCAGAAGGGGCAGGUGUUCUGAUUCUGGAGGAGAUGUCACAUGCAAUUGACAGAGGGGCCAGUAUAUAUGCUGAAGUGUUAGGCUAUGGCUUAUCAGGAGAUGCCUUCCACAUGACUGCUCCACGAACAGAUGGGAGAGGUGCUUACAGGUGUAUGUUGGCAGCCAUUAAGGAUGCUGGUAUCAGCCCCACAUGCAUUGGGUAUAUUAAUGCUCAUGCCACAUCCACUCCUCUGGGGGACAAGGCAGAGAGCCAAGCAAUAUGGAGGAUAUUUGAGCAAUGUCACCAGAAACCUUUAGUUUCUUCGACCAAAGGAGCUCUGGGACAUUUGUUAGGAGCAGCAGGAAGUGUAGAGGCAGCCAUCACAGUUUUGACCUGCCAAUCAGGAAUUGUCCCACCCACUCUCAAUCUCCACCAAUCAGACACUGGAGUAGAUCUGGAUUAUGUUCCAUUGUUGACACGUGACUGGAAAGCUGAAAUCAGGACAGCUUUAACAAAUUCCUUUGGCUUUGGUGGGACUAAUGGGACACUCUGUAUUAGAUCUUUUGAUAAAGGUUGAUGUGAUAUUGGUCAGCAUUGUUUUUUCAUGCAUUGUCAAGUUACUUAGGAAUAAGUUUAAUAGCAAUAUAUGUUACAGAACUGCUAGACAACUCGGUUCAAUAAUUUAUAUGAUACAUAUAUGUACAUGUAACCCAAUCAGGGCCAAUAACAUAUUUUGAUGUUGAAAUUCUUUCCUUAUGAUUUACGACUUGUGAAAUACAUUUUUAGGACAAAUAUUAACGAAAACAUCAACCAUUAUUGAUAUCACAAAGCUUUAUGCAGCAUUUCUGAUCCAAUGUUAGUCAACUGUCUUACUUGUAAAUUUUUCUCAUUUUCAACUUCAGAACCACUGGACCAAUAUAUGGAUGUUUUUGUAUUUACUAUUAACUUUUGCACCCUAGUUGUUCAACAUUUGAAUAAACCUGCUAAACAUCCA